Chanos chanos (milkfish) is the source of this 1775-nucleotide messenger RNA. It is a transcript of the gene tlcd4b, whose product is annotated as TLC domain containing 4b. NCBI's taxonomy places the organism in Eukaryota, Metazoa, Chordata, Actinopteri, Gonorynchiformes, Chanidae. The transcript has 7 exons. Bases 240 to 1031 code for a protein of 263 amino acids. The record is from RefSeq and is a predicted model, not a curated record. Gene Ontology annotation, cellular component: membrane; endoplasmic reticulum. Gene Ontology annotation, biological process: lipid homeostasis.
GGUGCGGCUAUUACUAACUAUAAAGGAAAUAAAUAGAGUUUGGAUGCAGUGGAUGGGUGCAACUGUAUGAGACUCGACUCGGGUAAUGGUCUAGGGGAUCGAGCUUUUGGCGACACAGCUAGUAGGCACCGCUUGCUAGCUGAGAAGCUAAGUUUCUAAAGUAAAGAAAGAAGACGGCAGCAAAACAGGGGCUUGGGCUUCUUACACACACUUAUGCGACUGAUAUCAGGUAGUGAGUGAUGGAGAUUAGAGAAUUGUGUGUGGUGACUGGAAGCUUUGUGACUUUCCAGCUGCUCUUCUCUGGAGUCAGUCCGGUGCUCUCCUCCACGUUUACGCAGGGCUAUAGCCGUCUGCCUCCAACCAAACUCAAUGAGUGGAACUCCAGGUUGGUGUCCACUAUCCACGCGCUGAUAGUGGGACUCUUCUGUCUCUACAUCCUGUGGUACGAUGAUGCAGUGAAUGAAGACCCAGUCUGGGGAGACCCAAACCUAGUGAAGCUCAAUGUGGCCAUCACGUGUGGGUACCUUCUCUAUGACCUGUUGCUGCUGGCCCUGAACUGGAGCACGAUGGGAGACGGCUUUUUCGUGUGUCACCACUUGGCGGCGCUUUACGCAUAUGGAUAUGUGCUGACUUACGGACUGCUUCCAUACUUUGCAAAUUUCCGCCUCAUUUCAGAGUUAUCAACACCAUUUGUCAACCAGAGGUGGUUUUUUGAGGCCCUGUCCUAUCCACGUUCACACCACUUAGUGGUGGCCAACGGUGUUGCCAUGGCGAUAGUGUUUUUCCUGGUUCGCAUUGCGGUCAUGCCGCCAUACUGGGCGCGGGUGUUUGCCACUUUCGGCACUCCAGAGUUCGAGCGGCUGGGUUUGAGCGCUCAGGUCGCCUGGAUUGUCUCCUGUGUGUGUCUAGACGUCCUCAAUACCGUCUGGAUGUACAAAAUCGCACGAGGCUGCUACAAAGUCAUUACCGGCAAAGGACACAAGCCGAAAGGGGCCAAGUCGUCCAACCACACCAACAACCACACAGACUGAGCCCAGCUGAGGGACGGAGGAGCGGGGACGCAGAGGGGGUGACCCAGGGCAUUGUGACUGAGGUGGAGGAAAGCAUUUACCGCGAUUAAGGAAACACAACCACUUCACGGUGGCAUUACUGUCCCUUACACAUUCACACGCUCACGCGCUCCUGGAGAUCAGGACGAUGCCGAGCCAGUUCAGUUGUUUGUGUGUGUGUGUGUGUGUGUGUGUGUGUGUAAGAUAUGACUGUAAAGGUUAUUUUUGGUCUCUCAGAUACUUGGAUGCCCUGUAUGACAAUAGAAGAGAGACAAUAGAAUUUUUUUUUUUUUUUUGUUGGUCCAGUCUCUACUCAAGCACACUGAAAGCACAGUCCAGUGAAGUGCCUGAAACACAGUCAGAAGCAAUAGAACAGGGACAGAUAUCCAAAGCAAUGGUACCAUUUUUCCCCAUCCCAUCCCAACCCCCCCUAGGGAGGCCCUCCCCAUUUUCCCCUGUCAGUCACCCUUCACAUGCCCUGUGCGCUCUAACAUAGCCAUAGCUAAUGGACUUCCUGUGUUGAGAUAGCGACCAUGUGACUUCGCUGACACCAUGGUGCCUUUGAAUUUGGAGAACAGCCCUUAAGCCCCUUGUGCUUUAGGCCCCUCCCCUUUCAGCCAUGACUUCUCUCAGCCCCUCCCCCUUUCAGCUGCAUCUCAUUUCAGCCCAUCACCUUUGGUGAUUUCUGCUUUUGGUUUGUCCUCCUUCAGCUCCUCUCCCUCUCUC